Colletotrichum scovillei is the source of this 903-nucleotide messenger RNA. RefSeq lists its product as uncharacterized. NCBI's taxonomy places the organism in Eukaryota, Fungi, Ascomycota, Sordariomycetes, Glomerellales, Glomerellaceae. The record is from RefSeq and is a predicted model, not a curated record. Bases 124 to 903 code for a protein of 259 amino acids. The transcript has a single exon.
GAGCGAGACUCGGUGGGGGAUUUGAGCGAUCCUGCUCGAGACGUGUUGAGGUGGCUGGGGCUGGAACUGAACCUCGACCGACUCACAAACGUCUUUGAUUCCUUGUGGUUCGCGGGACGCCCAAUGCCACCACGUCCUCUCCAUUCUCAACUUAUUCUUGCUCGCGAGAUCAUGGUAACUGAGCAGAUGGAUCUACAUCUUGUAUGGGGUAGAGGUCGAAUCUUCAUGAAGCCGCUGCCACGCUAUCUGCUCGAGCCACGGUUUUGGGGAGAAUACCUCCCUCAUUCAACAGAGCAUGUAACUUCUAUACCUAGCCCUCCCUGCACUUGCGACCUCAUCCGCCGACGCGCUCUCGGAUUUCUCUUCUCAUAUGUGGCUCUUGUGGUACACGAAAGCGACUUCAGUAUCGCCAAGGCGAACAAUCUCCUUCCGCAAGAGGUGCAGUGGAAGUCAUGGAAGCUGCUAGUCCAAGAGCUCUUGCAUAAAGGGGAUGUCUAUCGAUGCAUCGAUAAGCGCUUCUAUUACGGAGAGCUUCGUCUCAGUCGGCUCAACAAGAUCUACUUCUUCUCGAAGACCCCUCUACACGGGUAUAUGCCCCGGUGGAAUCAGUAUGGCACCUUCCUCGGCGAUAACUUCACGAUACUGGCUAGCUCUACCGUCUACAUCGCUAUCGUUCUUACGGCUAUGCAGGUCGGCUUUGCGACGGAUCUUCAGAACAACCCGACGUUUAAGUCGGUUUCUUACAACUUUACAAUCUUUUCUAUUCUUGGCCCCCUAGUUGCUGCUAGCCUGCUCAUAGUCACAUUUGUCUACUUAUAUGUCUGGAACUGGAUAAUCACGAAGCGCGAAGGGAAGGAGAGGUUGAAACAGAUCGAUCCUUCUAGGCAGAGCGAUGGAGAGUAA